UUACUACCGAAUGAAAAUUUUCUUGAACAUCAGCGCGCAGUCAUAAACUUUCAACCAAUGACCACCAGGCAUCACAUCGGAAAACUUAGUAAAUCUAAUUGCAUUUAUUGAAGAGAUAAGACUUAAUUCUACCGGCUGUAACGAUGGGUUCUGGGAUAAGCAGUAAUACUGCAGGAUUCAUAGGGUCUGCAGUAGCGAUUGUUGGAUUUGGAAGCAACUUUGUUCCUGUAAAACACGUAGAGACGGGAGAUGGUGUGUUCUUCCAGUGGAUAAUGUGCUCAGGUAUUUGGUUUGUUGGUCUCAUGAUCAAUUUAUUCCGCUACAGUCCAAUCUUCUAUCCUCUCUCCAUGCUCGGUGGAUUCCUCUGGGCUACAGGAAACAUAAUGGUGGUGCCAAUUUUGAAGACCAUCGGACUGGGCCCAGGCUUACUGAUCUGGGCAUCAGUCAAUAUGAUAGCUGGAUGGGCCAGUGGACACUUUGGGUGGUUCGGCUUAAACAAAGAUGUGUUAACACGACCGACUCUGAAUUACAUCGGAUUUGCUUUGGCGUUUAUGAGAUUGGUGAUAUUUGUUUGGGUCAAGCCAGAUCCAGUUGGUCUAAAACAAAAGAAACUGGGUUCAUCGACCUCUGCAAGCUCAUCUAAUGACAACAAUCCUUUACUUAAUGAUGAUCAGCAUGCAGUAAAUGUAUCACAAGAAGGAAGCCAUGAAGCGAUCGAUCAGCCAUCAUCCACAGAUGCAUCAUGGGUAGACAAUCUGUCUACUUUGCAGAAGAGAAUAGUAGGCUGUGUGCUGUCGACAAUAUCUGGCGUUCUAUAUGGCUUCAACUUCAUUCCAUGUUUAUGGAUUCAGGAUAACGUCAAAGGAGCCAGUCAAGAGGGUUUAGACUAUGUAUUUGCCCAUUUCUGUGGGAUCUACGCUACUAGUACAGCCUACUUUCUCAUCUACUCUGCCUACAAGCAGAACAAGCCCCAGUACUCUCAGAGCCUUGUCCUACCUAGUCUAGUGUGUGGUGCUAUGUGGGCGGUUGCUCAGGCAGGGUGGUUUGUUGCCAAUACAAACCUCUCUGAAUCUGUGGCGUUUCCUAUCGUCACAACGGGUCCUUCUAUCCUUGCUGGCCUGUGGAGCGUGUUCUAUUUCCGAGAGAUCCGUGGACUUAAGAACUACAUCCUACUCGUCAUUGCCUUUACUGUAGCUACGGCUGGAGUUGUAUGUACCGCUUUCUCUAAAGUAUAACAGGUGCAAGCAUCUCUCCCUGAGGUACUGCCAUUGAAUUGAAAUUUCAUUGUCAUUAACUUUAUGAUAUCAAAUGGUGAAGGCAAUGUAAAGAUGUGUUUGUAACUCAUAAGUUAAAAAGAAUCAAUCAACUCUGCCAUUGACUUGCAUUUAUUUUUUUUAUUUUCUCAAUUGAUAAGAAAAAACACACAUAAGGUUAACAACUAGAUUAAUUAUACCCUUACCAUUUAAAAAAAAAUGAAAACGAAAUGUCAAAAAUUGAUACAUUCCAAUUUUUGUUUUUUGCAUGUGGCAUAAUGAAAGCUCACAUCAAGUAUUCUUUAAAGGCACUAAUUCAACCAGUCCACUUUUCAUUUUUGAGUUAUGAAAAAAGAAAGAUUUCUUUUUACAAGGGGUAUGAAUAAUUUAGUUGUUAACUUUAUUAUGUGUUCACCAAACAGUUAGGAGUACUUACCUCUACCAUUGACUUGCAAUAUUUGUUUUUAUUACCUCUGUGAUUUCAAAAAGAUAAGAUUGUACAUAGCUAUAGCUGUACUUAAUCAAAACAGGAGCAAUCAUCUCCACAAGGAUAUUGAAGUACUGCCGUUGAUAUGAGGUCAUUCUCACUAUUGCCUUUCUAUCAGUAUUAACUUACCGGUACUAAUUCUUAUUUUUGAUAAUGUGAAAUUAUUUUGUGAGGAAAAGCCAUAAUGUGUUAACAAAUUUUGUGCAUGAAUAAUCUGAAAUCUAGAUAUUGCAGCUGGUGUUAGUAAAGUGUGAUCUUUAUAUUUUCACAUUAUCUAUAAUUUUUUACUUGAAUCUGACUUUGUACAUUUUUAUAAUUGUAUGAUACAGUUUCAUUAAGCUGUUAACAAAUAUAAAUACUGUAUAGAAGUAGAACUUGUUAUAUAAUUUCAAUAUGAUUUACUGAAGUACAUAAUCAUGUGAGUAGACUAGGGCGUCAGGUUCUUUAAAUGAUCAUGUAAGUUUUCGAGAAAUAUAUAUUUUUCUAUCAAAUUCUAUAAUGUAUUGCAUAGAGCUUUUAUCCAUAAUAUUUUGUAUACUGGUAAUUUUUUUAUAUAUUUUCAAAUUUGUACUGUGGGUAUUGUAAUUAAAAUGCUAUUUAGAUCACUGGAUCAUUUAUUGAUACAUUUUGAUAUUUUUUAAAACCUAAUGUCAGACAUUUGCGAAUCAUGAAAAGGACUUUUAACUACAUGUAGAACUAAUAAGUCAUAUAAGAUGGGAUAUUUGCAAGCAAAUAUUUUGGGGGGUGGUUUAGUGG
Strongylocentrotus purpuratus (purple sea urchin) is the source of this 2496-nucleotide messenger RNA. RefSeq names its product transmembrane protein 144. NCBI's taxonomy places the organism in Eukaryota, Metazoa, Echinodermata, Echinoidea, Camarodonta, Strongylocentrotidae. The record is from RefSeq and is a predicted model, not a curated record. The transcript has 9 exons. Gene Ontology annotation, molecular function: carbohydrate transmembrane transporter activity. Bases 144 to 1235 code for a protein of 363 amino acids. Gene Ontology annotation, cellular component: membrane. Gene Ontology annotation, biological process: carbohydrate transmembrane transport.